AUGGAUUACUCACAGGGUCAAUCCAACCAAAAUACGCGUCAAGCCGCCGGAACACGCCGCUAUCGGUCAAAAUCCCAAAGACCAUGCGACUUAUGCCGCGCUCGCAAAGUCCUCUGUAACAUCCCUGACCCGACGCGACCAUGUCAGCUCUGUGAUCGCAUUGGGAGGGAGUGUACAUUUGUUGGGAAUCCAAACAAGAAGCCAAGGGAUAGUCGUGUGCGUAGACGGGCUGAGGCUGAGGUCCUCCCAUCUCCGAGUGCUAUGUUUGCUGCCCAAACCGGGACGUCUUUUGAGGCUCAACCAUACCAUGACAAUGGCAACCUAGACGGUGGGAAGUUUCUGUCUCUUCUUGGAAACCAAGCUAAUUGUGAUGCUACUAAAGAGACACAAACUCCUGUCAAUGAAGCUGGUACCGGUAUAACGUCUAUCGCUGACAUGUUAUCUCAGCCUAUCCUCUCUGGUGAAGCCGAUAUCGGCUGGGAUCUAGCAUUCAGCCAUCAAGACCAAGCAUUUGACUUUCUUACCGACGGCCAGCUACCUAGUUUAGACUAUGUGAACGAGCAGACACCGCCUGAGUUUCACAAUAUCGCGCAUUCACCAAACACAGCAACGACGACACAGGCUUCGACUAAUCAGUCCAUUCCAGUCGAGAGAUUAUCCAUGGAUCAAAGAGUAGAUUGCUCAUCUUCUCUCAUCGGAUUCUCCAACGAAUCAGAUCCGUUUUCACUCAACCAUUUUCCAUAUGGGGAAAAUGACGAAGUUGACUUUUUCCGUGUCACUUAUCGUAGACAACAGUCGGAAAACCAGGGACCAACACUUCACUUCCUGCAGAGUCAAAUUGCAACAUCCAUCGAAGGUCAAAAGGUCAUGGAAAAGUGCAUAAGCCCGCUUGAUGACAGGAAUCAUCUUGAAUCAUUGGUGGACAAGGAAACUGGGGUGGCUCUUGUUAAACUGCAAGUCGCAGACUCCCCUCAACUACGGCUAUAUUUCAGAUUCGUCUUUGAGUCCCUGCCUAUCUUAAGUCGAUCUCAAGUCCUUUCAGAUUUGGACGCCUUCGUUUCAACAGCAUCGACCGGCUUACUAGCAGGGAUAUACGCACUCGCCCUUCCCUUCACAUCGUGGGAUGAAAAGCUAUGUCUCGACAGCGCGUACUCUAAACCAGACAUAAAGCAGCUCUGGCAAGUCUCAUACACCUCUUUACAAAAAGAGCUCCAUUUUCCCCGUCUGUCUACCAUUCAGACAUACAUCCUUCUUCUCAACUAUACACCUUUUGAUGCAGUAUGUGUCGAAAAUCCGUUCGUUUGGUCCCUUGCCUCUUCGAUGCUCGCUAUGGCGCAAUCCUUGGGGUUGAAUGUCGAUCCGAAGGGCUGGAAAUUACCGGAUUGGGAGAUUAGGUUGCGAAGGAGACUAUGGUGGGCCGUUUAUGUAGAAUACACUUGGCGGGCUGUCACGCAUGGACGAUGUUCUAUGAUUUCGGACGAUGAUUGGAAUUUGGUGCCUUUGGUAGAGAAGGAUUUCCUGUUUGAUACAACAGCUGGCGUGCCCGACUACGCACAGUGUUUGUCUUGUGAUUACUUCGUUCAGCUUUGCUCACUCACAGAGAUAACCAGCCAAAUAUGUCGGCAAUUCUUCUCAUUACGGGCCGUGUCACGUCCACAGGUUCUUGAGAAUCUCCUUGAAAAAGCCCGGCGUCCUCGUCAGCAACUCCUACAGUGGCUCCAGAGCCUCCCUGGGUCCCUAAUCCUCGAGUCAGAAUCCGCUGGUAUAGAAGCUGAUACUGAUGACUCGAUCACAAGCCAUAGAUCCCUCUACGUCGCAUACUAUACUACUCAUAUCCUUAUCCUGCGUGCCCUUCUCCGACCUAUAAUCGAUAAGAACACGUCUCUUGAUCACCAUGCACAGGAAACAGUUUUACAGUCGUGUCGCGGUCUUGUCCAAACAGCCAUUAAGUUUAUACGCGGGCUAGAUGCAAGACACCAGUCUGCGUUUUGGCCAGCAUAUACAAGGAACUGUCUCGCAUAUCCCGGUUUGUUUUGUUAUAUGCUUUGUUUGCAGAAGAGGCAGCCGGAAAUGUCGUCGUAUGAACAGAAUCUGCUUGCGACGUGGAGAAGGACUUUGAGGACUAGAAUGCAGUCAUGGCCGUUUCUCCGUUUCGCUAUAGUCAAGGUUGAUGCAAUUUAUUGGAAGAAGCUGUACUAG
Fusarium poae is the source of this 2199-nucleotide messenger RNA. RefSeq lists its product as uncharacterized. The record is from RefSeq and is a predicted model, not a curated record. The coding region runs from base 1 to 2199 and encodes 732 amino acids. The transcript has 3 exons. Gene Ontology annotation, biological process: DNA-templated transcription. Gene Ontology annotation, molecular function: DNA binding; DNA-binding transcription factor activity, RNA polymerase II-specific; zinc ion binding. Lineage: Eukaryota; Fungi; Ascomycota; Sordariomycetes; Hypocreales; Nectriaceae. Gene Ontology annotation, cellular component: nucleus.